Messenger RNA from Entamoeba histolytica HM-1:IMSS, 735 nucleotides. RefSeq lists its product as uncharacterized. Lineage: Eukaryota; Evosea; Mastigamoebida; Endamoebidae. The transcript has a single exon. The coding region runs from base 1 to 735 and encodes 244 amino acids. The record is from RefSeq and is a predicted model, not a curated record.
AUGAGUUAUUUUAUCAUUAGUAUCGAACAACCAGAUAAGUCUUAUGCUGUUGCACGAAUAGAAGAAGGGGUUAUUCGUAUUACAAAAGACAAAAAUUGUAUGCCAUCAAUAUUUGAAUUAGAACGUGUAGUUGAACCUGACAAUGGGUUUAAAUUAAAAGGAGAUGGGGAGUAUUAUUAUAGAUGUAAACACGGACCUUUAAUUCCAUGUCCACAAGAAGUAGGUGAUGUUUUUGAAUAUUCGUUUGAAAAUAAAAUACUUAAAAUCAAAAGACCUGAUGAAGAAUAUGUUUGUGUAUUUAGAGAAGGGGUAUUAAUGGCAGAUCAAGUUCUUCGUGUCAAUUGGGAUAUUACUAUUCCUACAAUCAAAGUUGGAGGAUGUAUAUUUUAUUUUUUUGUUUCUUCAAUUGUUGGAAGUAGGUUAGUUACCUCAUUAUUUUUAUCACCAAUUAGUGCACAGUCAAAUAUUUGUAUUCGUCAAGGUGGAUAUGGAAAAGAAAUUAUUUGUUGUAUGGAACAUAAUGAAACAAUAGAUAAAAAAUUUUAUGUUUCUCGCAAUGGAAAUCAUUUAAUUGUUUCAAUACUCAAAGAAAAAGCAGAGUUAUUCUUAAUUAAAAAUAAUGUUCCAUAUAUUUAUUAUGAAGAUAAAACUCUUCCAUUAAUUGCUGGUGAUCAAUCUGUAAAAGGAUAUCAAGUAACAUUCCCAACAACAUUCAUAAAUUUUCAUCCACUUUAA